Messenger RNA from Racocetra persica, 189 nucleotides. NCBI's taxonomy places the organism in Eukaryota, Fungi, Glomeromycota, Glomeromycetes, Diversisporales, Gigasporaceae. The record is from the annotation of a GenBank genome assembly.
UUUUAAAAAUGGAUUAUGGGGACGACUCUGAACAUUUCGAAGAAAGGUCAUUAAAUAUUGCAGUUCCUGAUCAGCAUUUAGCUGAAGCAUUAGACGCUCCAAUAGUUGGACAAAUGUUUGGUACUUGGGAAGAAUUGGCGAGAUCACAGAAUUUUGUCAGUGUUAUUUGUGGCUCAGAGUAUGAUGAUG